This is a messenger RNA of Rubroshorea leprosula, 1566 nucleotides long. Lineage: Eukaryota; Viridiplantae; Streptophyta; Magnoliopsida; Malvales; Dipterocarpaceae. The record is from the annotation of a GenBank genome assembly.
AGGCAUGAACCCAUGCGUCCACCAAACCUUAAUCAUGGGUGGGAAAUUUCUAAUUGCUUAAGCUUGGCAACAAAUUAUGUAGAAAAUAGGGAAGAUUUAGACUUUUCCUCGAAUUGGGUUUUCCUUUGACCUGUACUCUAAUUCAUUUUCUGCUUUCUUUAGCAUUCAAUAGAGUCUGCAACCACCGGCUGCAAAAAAAAACAAAGAGGCUGCAAUGGGAGUGCAUGGAAAUGUCAGCGUCUUCCUGUAUCCUGUAUCCACUAAAGUUAUGGUCACAGACAUCACAGGCAUGUCACUGAACCAUCACGACUGUUUUACAUAUUUUCUGUGUAUUUCAAAAGACCUUUACCAUUCUCUUUUUUACGGUUGACAUAGGCGUAGACGAAAACCUGAUGCGAGCAAAUCAUUGAUCUGCAAAUAGACAUGGUUGGGUGAAGUCUCUAGAUUGCUCAAGUCAAAAUUCAGAUGAAACAUCUCUCUUUCUCUGUGUUUUCUUUUCUUCUGUGGAAGUGGAAAGACCCAUUUUCCCAGAACAAAGUUGUUUUGCUCCUUUUGUAGAGGUGUUCUGCUUUAAUCAAAAGACUUUUCUGUUUGGGGCUCUUGUUUUUCUUGGUUAUCUUAGGUUGAAGGGCUCUCUGCAAGUUUGGCACUUCAUUUGGUGGUCACCAAGAGGGAGUUCUGGUAUCUGGAUUAUCUUGCCUCUUUGAGCACUGUUUCUUUAUUUGGCUGCUGUUUUCAUUUAUGAAGAUUCCUUUUCGAGAAUUGGAGUUAUCAUUAAGUGUAAGGAACUGGGGUUUUGAUGAGAAAGAAGAUUAUGCAAUCUGAUUCUGGACAUGAUUCUUUGAGCCGUUGUUUGCUUGUUAUCUUGCUCAUUUACGGGAAAGCUGCAAGGGAAAUACUCUGUUACGGGAAAUUCUACUUGGAGCUAGAUAAGAUUUGAGGGGAAAUUUUAGCAGUUUUCAAGAUUGCAGAAAUAGGAGUCUUUCUUGGUAGGGUUCCAACAAUAUAAAGUUUGCUCAUUUUGCAUAUUCUGAGUCUUAGAGGGUUCGAGUUCGAAUCCAUUCAAUUCUGUUAAAUUGCUUCCAAUUCUGAGUUCUAUCAAUUCGCCUUCUUCUGGUGUCAGGAGUCAGGAUACUCAUCUUUUGAAUGGGAACCGUCCCUGAAGGAGUGGAGAAUUUGCCUUAUCCUCGUACCUUUAAGGUACAUCGCAAGAUGUGCACAGAACUGAUGAGGUUGGUUGAUAAAAUAGUAAGCAUCUUUCCAGAAAUAGAGUCAGCUCGACCAAGAUGCUCUACGGGUUUACAGGCAUUGUGCUCAUUGAAUAAUGGAAUUGACAAAGCGAAGUUACUUCUGCAGUACUGCAGCGAGUCCAGUAAGCUCUAUCUGGUGUGUAUCUUUGUUAUCAAUCAACUAUUCUCUGAGUUUUCUAUGUAGGGGACAAUAUGUAUACUCCAUUCUUUUCGCUUUUAUUGCAUUGUUAUUUCCACAUUCACCAAGAGCAGCCAAGUGGCGUUUUAUUUACUACUAGUACUGAGUUGUUUCUGUUAAAAAAAAAAAAAAAUUGGU